AUGGCAUCCAUCAAGGUGUCCAACCCGCAGAAUGCUCUCAUCCGCGAGUGCUCCUUUAACCCCACAGACUCCUCCAUUGUGUGCGUAGUCGGUGAUGGCAUUUUGAAGUUCAUGCAGCUCAAGGAUGGCUUCAAGACUCUACCAGUCGCCCCACCUAAGUUGCAGAGUUUCAUGUGUCACGCAUGGCUUCACGAUGAUAAAAUGAUCGUGGGCUGUGACAAUGGAGACCUUCUGCUUUUUGACAACGCAGGUGAGUUUCAAUGCGUGCUCCCAACAAGCCCUGGAGAGCCCAGGGCAGCCACAUGUGUGAUCCCCUGCUCGAAGGGCUUCAUCAUUGGUGGCGACGAUGGGCGCAUUCGUAUCUAUGAGAAGAGCGAUGAGCCAAAGGAGAUUUAUCGCCAAGCCAAGCUGCUCCAAGUCGAGCCCAACUCUGGCGCGGCUGUGAGAUCACUAGCUUUGAGCCCUUCAGAAGAGUUGCUGGGUGUGACGACCUCUUCAGCCCAGCUCUACCAGCUCUCCCUUUUGGGACAAGACUUGAUGAAGGCGGAGGAGACUCCUGCCUUUGAACCUGUGCUUAGCCAUUUCCACACAGGCGCCAUUUUGGGGCUGGAUGUUUGCAUCCGAAAGCCCUUGGUGGUCACUUGUGGCAUCGACAAGUCAGCUCGAGUUUGGAAUUACUUCGAGAAGACCUGUGUGAUGUGCCGGUGGUUCAAUGAGGAGGCCUAUAGCAUUGCGUUUCAUCCUUCUGGCUUUCACUUGAUCAUUGGGCAGUCAGACAAGCUGCGGCUCAUGAACCUCCUCAUGGAGGACAUGAAGACAUACAAGGAUAUUGCCAUCAAACAGUGCAGAGAGUGCCGAUUUAGCAACGGCGGUCAAUACUUUGCAGCGGUCAACACCAACGCCACCAAUGCGAUUCAGGUGUACAAGACCUACACGGGUGAGCCGAUCGACACCCUGAAAGGUCACACCAACAAGGUUCGCUCAGUUGCCUGGACAGCAGAUGACAGUAUGUUGGUUUCGACUGGUGCAGAUGGCGCUGUCUAUGAGUACUUUGUCCAAGCUGAAACUGGCAACCCUGGCCGUGAUGGGCGGCGCAAUGCUCACGACUUUGUGCAAAAAACCAGCUCUUUUAGCUGCGUCAUCGUUCAUGCGGACCAGAGUUCAAACUUCAACACCAUGUAUGUGGUGGGGAAUGACCAGCUGCUGCGAAAGAUUUACAAAGGUGAAUCCAGCGGCACGGUGAAGGCAGGCACCACCUUGGGGCAGAUUGUCCUGGCCAACUCGGGGAAGGGUCUCUUUGCGGCGGUCGCCGAGCCGGAUGCCCCCGGGCGGAUCCGUUGCUACAAAUUCCCGCUGAAUGGUGGUGACAACAGCUGUGAAUGGACAGACUUCUCUGCACAUGCAGCACCAGCCACCCGACUUCGCAUCAGCGCGGAUGACUUUUACCUUUUCUCCACUGCUGAGGAUGGAACUCUCUUCGUCUUUGAUGUUAAGCGGAAAGACCGAAAUAUGUCCAAGCGGGACAAGGAAAGUGCGUUGCCACUCGCUGACGAGAUUCUCGUCACACGAACCUUUUUGGAUGAUAAGCAAGGGCAGCUCAAUGAGUUUGAGCGGCAAGUGGACGAGCUGUCCAACCAGCAGGAGUUCCAACUCAGGCAUCGCGAUAGCUUCCAUAAAGAAGAGAUGGUUGCCAUGGACGAGAAGUACACGGCCGAGAUCGAUGAGGAGCGGCAGAAGUAUGAAGUUCUUCGGGAAGAGAAGAAUGAUGCUGAGAUGGAGGCAGAAGAGAACAUCAAGGGCCUCCUAGAGCAUCAUGCAAAGCAGGACCAAGAUCUUGAGCAAAGCUUUCAGGAGAAGAUGAUGGAAGAGGUGAACAAGUAUCAGAAGCUCGCUGCGGAGCGGGAUGAGAUCCACCGGAAGUGGGGUGAGCAACAUCAGCGUGUCAUUGCAGAGCAUCAAAAGAAAGUCAAUGAGCUGCAAGCCAAAUUCCAGGCAGAGCAGAAAGCGGACAUGGAGGCCAUUGAGCGCAUUUUGAAUGAGAAAGCCUUGGCUGAGAAUGUCCAUGCCGAGACCAUGCGACAACUCGAGCUGGACACUGACCGAGAGAUUGAAGAGCUGAAGGAGGAUAAGGAGACACGCCUCCGGGCAGAACGUGAUGACAAAGUCCGGCUUCGAGGGCAAGCCGGAAUUCACAAGCGCAAUGGUGAGGAGCUGAGCAAGCAAAUGGCGCAAAAGGAAGAUGAACGUCAGCGCUAUCAAGAAGAGGCACGCAAGAAGGACGACAAGAUUGCGCAGCUGAAUAAGGAGCGGGAGCACAAUGCAAAAGAGAUCCGCCAACGCGACAGCACCAUUGGUGACAAGGAAGGAAAGAUCUACGAGCUCAAAAAGCAGAACCAGGAGCUUGAGAAGUUCAAGUUCGUCUUAGAUUACAAGAUCAGGGAGUUGAAGGCACAGAUUGAUCCGAAGAACGACAAGAUCGCAGAGAUGAAAAAGGAGAUUCAAGCAAUGGAUUCAGACUUAGAGGAUUACCAUCGCAAGAACACGCAGCUGCAGGUCAACAUUCAACAGCUGACCAACAAGCACAAGACUCUUCAGGAUGACAUUGUGUCACAGCGGAAAAAGAUGACGGACUGUCAAACGGUCAUCAAGCGCUUCAAGACGGACUUGCAUGAGUGCGUCCAGUUUAUCCAGGAGCCAAGACUUCUGAAAGAAUCCGUGACGGCGCUCUACAAGAAGUAUGUUCCGAAUGGUGUCAAGAAGCAAGAACUUGACACGGACAUCCAGCGUGAGUACAAUCGCCAACGCGACUAUCUGGAGAAGUCUGUGGAUAAUCUGAAGAGGAAGCUCUUGAAAGACUCUGAUGUUCAUCGACAGGAUAACACCCGAGUUCUGCAGGAGAAUGUGCAGCUGAUCAUAGAGAUCAACAACUUGAGAAGAGAAAUCGACUAUUUAAAGCGAGAGAGGCAGCAGCAGAGACUUCACGUCUCAAAAUUAAAGAGCAAUACAACGUCCAAAUCAAGCACAGGCAGGAUUGAAUAUCGGGUGUGUGCUGAAGGUGCAGUGCCUCAAGGCAUUUUGUGA
Durusdinium trenchii is the source of this 3081-nucleotide messenger RNA. The record is from the annotation of a GenBank genome assembly. NCBI's taxonomy places the organism in Eukaryota, Dinophyceae, Suessiales, Symbiodiniaceae.